This is a messenger RNA of Paramecium pentaurelia, 677 nucleotides long. The record is from the annotation of a GenBank genome assembly. Lineage: Eukaryota; Ciliophora; Oligohymenophorea; Peniculida; Parameciidae.
AUGAGAAAUUCAUAAACAACUCCUAUGCGUAGAUCAAUUACAUUAUAAUCUAGGAUUAUGUAAAAAAGUGAAAGAACUCUUUUACCUUAAGAAGAUAUCUUGAAAGAGAAAGUGAAAUCUGAUUUUGCUUUAGGACAUUUUAGAGGUUUAAUGAGUAGAAAAACACCAUAAAAAGAGUUACCUAAAACUGAAAUUUAAUUAAAGAGAUUUGAAUAAUUUGGAAAAGCAAAUUAACAAUCUAAAAAUAAAAGAUUAACAUUCUUAAAAUAUGGAUUCAGAUCUCAUGAAAAGAAAAAUAAUUAUUAUCUUCAACCCUUCAUUCGAAAAGUUAGAGAUGCUGAAGGAGAUGUUGCAAAUGAUGGAUCUAUGGGAGUAGUUGAUUUAUGGAGUGAUAGAUGCAUAAAUAAAUUAAUGGAAGGAAUGCAUAUGACUAGAGAUAAUUUAAUAGUAAGAAAAAUGGGUAGAGAACUUAAUGAUAGUGAUUAAUAGAUGAAAUAAAAAUUAGAAGAAAGAAGAAUGAAAGAUAAGAUACUUAUAGAAUCUAUGAGAAUGGCUUCAUAAGAUACAGAUACAUUUGCUUUUAAAUUUCAAUUACCUUCGAAAAAUAAAAAAAUUGUUGAGCGUAUUGCUUAACCAACUAUUGUUAGUACACUAAGAAAUAAUAUCAGUCCGAAUGA